Carassius gibelio (silver crucian carp) is the source of this 3355-nucleotide messenger RNA. It is a transcript of the gene actn3a, whose product is annotated as actinin alpha 3a. The transcript has 20 exons. The record is from RefSeq and is a predicted model, not a curated record. Bases 193 to 2988 code for a protein of 931 amino acids. Gene Ontology annotation, molecular function: actin filament binding; calcium ion binding. NCBI's taxonomy places the organism in Eukaryota, Metazoa, Chordata, Actinopteri, Cypriniformes, Cyprinidae. Gene Ontology annotation, cellular component: cell projection; plasma membrane; cell junction. Gene Ontology annotation, biological process: muscle cell development; actin cytoskeleton organization.
UGAGUUUGAGCGUCAUCUGUCAGCUCAUCGGCCGGUGGGAGCAGUUGCCGCAGGCAGGGGUCUGUCUUCUCUCUCCAAACCCGCACGGGACUCUUGACUGUACGGCACGGGGCGUGUAUGUUGAAUUAAGAGGUAAAUAAUAAGGUUGUGUAGGUUGAGGGGAUACUAAGCACCCCACGGAAGACGGUAAAAAUGACAGCGAUUGAAACGCAAGUGCAGUAUAGUUCUUACAUGACGACUACGACUGAGGAAUACAUGACCCAACAGGAUGACUGGGAUCGCGACCUGCUACUGGACCCGGCCUGGGAGAAACAACAGCGGAAGACCUUCACUGCCUGGUGCAACUCUCACCUGCGUAAGGCAGGGACACAGAUCGAGAACAUUGAGGAAGACUUCAGGAAUGGACUCAAACUCAUGCUGCUGCUGGAGGUUAUCUCAGGUGAGAGACUCCCUAAACCAGACAAAGGCAAAAUGCGUUUCCACAAAAUCGCCAAUGUAAACAAGGCCCUGGAUUAUAUCAGCAGCAAGGGAGUGAAACUGGUCUCCAUCGGUGCUGAAGAGAUUGUGGAUGGUAAUGUGAAAAUGACCCUCGGCAUGAUCUGGACCAUCAUCCUGCGCUUUGCAAUCCAGGACAUCUCAGUGGAGGAGACCUCUGCUAAGGAGGGCUUGCUGCUGUGGUGUCAGAGGAAGACUGCCCCCUACAGGAAUGUCAAUGUGCAAAACUUCCACAUCAGUUGGAAGGAUGGCCUGGCUCUCUGUGCCCUCAUCCACAGACACAGACCUGACCUCAUCGACUACUCCAAACUGCGCAAGGAUGAUCCUACUGGCAACCUUAACACUGCUUUUGAGGUAGCAGAGAAAUACCUUGACAUCCCCAAAAUGCUUGAUGCAGAUGACAUCGUGAACACUCCGAAACCUGAUGAGAAGGCUAUCAUGACCUAUGUGUCAUGUUUCUACCAUGCUUUCGCUGGAGCAGAGCAGGCUGAGACAGCAGCUAACAGGAUCUGCAAAGUGCUGGCUGUGAACCAGGAAAAUGAGAAGCUGAUGGAAGAAUAUGAGAAACUGGCCAGCGAGCUUCUGGAGUGGAUCCGUAGGACCAUCCCCUGGUUGGAGAACCGCACGGCCGAGCAGACCAUGCAUGCCAUGCAGCAGAAGCUAGAGGAUUUCAGGGAUUAUCGACGUGUGCAUAAGCCACCAAAAGUUCAGGAAAAGUGUCAGCUGGAGAUCAACUUCAACACCCUACAGACCAAGCUGAGGCUCAGCAACAGGCCUGCCUUCAUGCCCUCUGAGGGCAAAAUGGUUUCAGACAUUGCCAAUGCCUGGAAGGGUCUGGAGCAGGUAGAGAAGGGUUACGAGGAAUGGCUGCUCACAGAAAUCCGUCGUCUGGAGAGACUGGACCACCUGGCCGAGAAGUUUAAGCAGAAGUCUACCUUGCACGAAUCGUGGACCACAGGAAAGGUGGAGCUGCUUUCUCAGAAAGACUACGAGUCAGCCUCUCUCAUGGAGAUCCGUGCUAUGAUGAGGAAACAUGAGGCCUUUGAGAGCGACCUGGCUGCCCACCAGGACAGAGUGGAGCAGAUUGCUGCCAUUGCACAGGAGCUCAAUGAACUGGACUUUUAUGAUGCUGCAACCAUCAAUGCCCGAUGCCAGGCCAUCUGUGACCAGUGGGACAACUUGGGCACCCUGACCCAGAAAAGGAGAGAAUCACUGGAGCGUGUGGAGAAGCUUUGGGAAACAAUUGACCAGUUGUACCUGGAGUUCGCCAAGCGGGCAGCUCCAUUCAACAACUGGAUGGAUGGAGCUAUGGAAGAUCUGCAAGACAUGUUCAUUGUUCACAGUAUUGAGGAGAUUCAGAGUUUGAUCACAGCCCAUGACCAAUUCAAGGCCACCCUACCAGAAGCUGAUAAGGAACGCUUGGCCAUCAUGGGCAUUCAUAACGAGAUCCUGAAGAUAGCUCAGACAUACGGGAUCAAGGUAGUGGGCGAGAAUCCUUACACUGUCCUUUCUCAUCAGGAUAUUAGCAACAAAUGGGAAGCUGUGAAACAACUGGUCCCAAUGCGUGACCAGACAUUGCAGGAGGAAGUAGCCAGGCAGCAGUCCAAUGAGAGGCUGAGACGCCAGUUUGGUGCUCAGGCCAAUAUCAUUGGACCCUGGAUUCAGACCAAGAUGGAGGAGAUCAGCCACGUGUCAAUUGAUAUUGCCGGUUCUCUAGAAGAACAGAUGAGCAAUCUGAAAACAUAUGAGCAGAACAUCAUUAAUUACAAAUCCAAUAUUGACAAACUGGAAGGAGACCACCAGCUCAGCCAGGAGAGUCUUAUCUUUGACAACAAGCACACUAACUACACUAUGGAGCAUGUGCGUGUGGGAUGGGAGCAACUCCUCACCACUAUUGCCCGCACCAUCAACGAGGUUGAGAACCAGAUACUGACCCGUGAUGCCAAGGGCAUCAGUCAAGAGCAACUCAAUGAGUUCAGAGCCUCUUUCAACCAUUUCGACCGGGUUAGUUUCGACAUGGAGUCUUUAGUUUCAUCUUUGAAUAAGCAAAGUUAUGCAACCUUAUCCACUAACUCUAAAAAUAAACACUGUAUUUUUUUGUAUUUGCAGAAGAGAAAUGGCAUGAUGGAUCCUGAUGACUUCCGUGCUUGCCUAAUUUCUAUGGGUUAUGAUCUAGGUGAAGUUGAAUUUGCACGCAUUAUGACUCUAGUGGACCCCAACAACACAGGAGUUGUCACCUUCCAGGCAUUUAUUGACUUCAUGACCAGAGAGACAGCCGAGACAGACACUGCUGAGCAGGUCAUGGCCUCCUUCAAGAUCCUGGCUUCUGACAAGUCGUACAUUACAGUGGAGGAGCUGAGGAGGGAGCUGCCCCCAGAACAAGCCGAAUACUGUAUCAGCCGCAUGACCAAGUACAUUGGCGGUGAUGCUCCCCCAGGCGCCCUGGAUUAUAUCUCCUUCUCUAGUGCCCUGUAUGGAGAGAGCGAUUUGUAGAGCCCUUCCUGACAUGUACACCACCCACAACAUCCCUUACACCCUUCUCCUAAAUUCAUAAAACCCUUAAAAAUCUAACUCCAGGAACAUUUUCAGAUGUAAUGGAUAGCUUUGCUGCAGUGAUUUAGUCCUGUAUGUCACCAGUUAAUAUCCUGUGGCACCCAUCAGUUGCUGUCUGAUCUUGUUAGUGGUCCAUCUCUUAUGUUUUGAAAAGUUGUCUCACAAGCCAAUAGGGAUCGAGGAGUACAAAAACCUGGCAGAAUAUAGUUUUUCACAAUGUCACCAUUCAUUGUAGACAUCUGCUCCCCCUUCAUACAAAUGGCUUACAUUUUGGAGGAAGAAAAAUAAAGUAGCCUAAAAAAAUAUA